Messenger RNA from Poecilia latipinna (sailfin molly), 2373 nucleotides. It is a transcript of the gene dbpb, whose product is annotated as D site albumin promoter binding protein b. The transcript is spliced from 6 exons. Gene Ontology annotation, cellular component: nucleus. Gene Ontology annotation, biological process: regulation of transcription by RNA polymerase II. NCBI's taxonomy places the organism in Eukaryota, Metazoa, Chordata, Actinopteri, Cyprinodontiformes, Poeciliidae. The record is from RefSeq and is a predicted model, not a curated record. Gene Ontology annotation, molecular function: DNA-binding transcription factor activity, RNA polymerase II-specific; RNA polymerase II cis-regulatory region sequence-specific DNA binding. The coding region runs from base 1007 to 2128 and encodes 373 amino acids.
AAGUCAAAGUAAAAAGUACAGUGUGGUAAAACUAAUCGAGAAAGUAAUGUUUUUCCAAGUAUAAUGUAACUUACUACCCACCUCUGCUCUAAGCCAUAUUUCAAGAAUAUAAUUGACUAUUAAGUGGUUAAGUACAUUAGUACGAAAGGGUUUCUAAGAAAUGGAAACAAAACGGACAGAAAUUGGCAGGAGUGAUGAAAUGACCCUGAGGCCAGGGGGAAGUUUGUUUUGAUUUUAUGUCACAACAACCUGCCAUACACAGCCUGCUCUCCUCGAGGUGCGCACGAGGGUAGGUGUGUCUCAUAAAUAAAUGAGUGAUCUAGCCAAAUCCGCGGCUACGCCCCUCUCGCCUGUUCCGCGAGGCGUGACGUCACGUGAACUGCCCGUGUCCGUUCCAGCUGAGCGCGAGAGGCAGAGGACGAUCGGACGUGGACGUCGCGCGGCCCCAACGCAGAUCCCAGCCCGUGCGCCCGUGACUGCAUCCACCGGAUGAGGAAAAAAAAAACAGUAGAGACAGAAAGAAGAAACGAGCCGCCCUCCUCCUCCUCCUCCGCCUGCUCCUCCUCCUCCCCCCCGCUGACGGACAGCAGAGCGCCACAGCAGAGAGGACAAGCAGCAACACAACUUGUCAUCUGACCAACACAGAGCUAUUCCUUUGACCGCUGCUGCUUCUUGUUUGUUUUUCUACAUGCACUCUUUUCCUACGAGGUUAUUCUUGCUGUAACGGCGGAAGGAUUUUUGUUGUUGUUGUUGUUGUUUGGUUUUUGUUUUGGGAUUUAUUUAUUUUUUCCGAGUCCAGGACGAGAAAUUCGGGAUACCGCUUCGCAGUUUUUAAUAACAUCCAAUAACAAUGGAGUACUUUGAAGAGAAUUUUUAUACAAGGAAAUAAGGAUCUCUAUAGCAACAACUGCAAGCCCGCCAGUAUACUUGUCCUAUUGGUAGGUUCUCUGGUCAGAUUGCCUCAGUACUUCAGGUGCAACCCCCCCUCCCUUCCCUCCAGUCCAGGAUGUCCAGGCAACUCUCCCAGCUUCCGACCCCUGACCUGCCAGCUGGUGCAAGCCCACACUUUGGGAGUUGUACUCAGCCUGCAGGCUCCCUCACUGGGGGCCACGUUAACUCCAUAGCCGGUUUAAAGUCCCUCCUGCAGCAACCCAUGAAGGGAGACCACCGGCUGAAGAAUCCUUGUGACUCAAAAGACAAAGACAGGCUGGACCUAGACGAGGAUUCUUUGGGAGUGUGCUCCAUGAGGAAUGGCAAUGGGAUAGUCAGCAACAACAGCAGUAACAGCUGUGGAGGUGGCAGUGCUGGAGGAAAUGGCGGCUCGGGCUUCAACCAGUUCCUGGGACCUCUCAUGUGGGAUCGCACCCUGCCGGCAGACGGCGGGCUCUUUCAGCUCCAGUACAUGGACUUGGAGGAGUUUCUGACCGAGAACGGAAUGGGGAGCAUGCACAACAACAACAGCUCCAGCUCGGCCCAGAUCCCCUCACAGAGCUCCCAGUCGGCCGUGCCCAACCAGAGCUCCCAGUGCCUACCGCCCUCAUCGCCGCCUGGAUCUUUGUCCUCAUCACCCUCUUCCUCGUCUUCGCCAUCUCUCAUUGGCCUGGAGGUGGCCCAGCCGCAGAGUCAAGGAGGAGGAAGCGACUGUCUACAUGGUGGUCAGACGAGUAUGAACGAUUCCUGCGAAUCACCUUCUUCCUCCUCUUCCUCGUCCUGUCCUCCUUUGCUGACGCCCACGGGAAGCGGACCGGAUGCGAUUGGAAUGUUUGAGAUGGAUCAGUCAGACAUGGCCAUGUCCAGCACCUCUGGAGAGCAAGACUUUGACCCCAGAAGGCAUUCCUUCAGCGAGGAAGAGCUGAAACCACAGCCUAUGAUCAAAAAGGCACGCAAGAUCCUGGUGCCUGAUAACAUGAAGGACGAGAAGUACUGGACCAGGAGGUACAAAAACAAUGAGGCGGCAAAGCGUUCCCGGGACGCUCGCCGCCUGAAGGAGAACCAGAUUUCGGUGCGGGCCGCCUACCUGGAACGAGAGAACGCCGCCCUCCGACAGGAAGUGGCUGAGAUGCGGAAAGAACUGGGCCGCUGCCGCAACAUCCUUAGUAAAUACGAGAACCGUCUGGGCGACCAGUGAUGGAGGAAAAAUCAGGAAGAGGAGACAAAUGAAACUUGAGACUCCAAAUUACCGGGAUGGUUUGACGGACUCAAUGAGUUGAAAAUCAUAAAGAGAAGGACACUGACGAUUAAAACGAUGAAUGUAUAAGUCAAGGAAAAGGGUUGUGUACUGAAGCUCAGGUGUCUUGUUUUGUUGAGCUAUUAAAAGUGAUUGAUGGAGAGAGAGAGUAAUUUAACUGAUUAAAAAAAAGAUGUGACUUUUAA